Messenger RNA from Thrips palmi, 3276 nucleotides. RefSeq names its product cell division cycle 7-related protein kinase-like. Gene Ontology annotation, cellular component: nucleus. The transcript is spliced from 11 exons. Gene Ontology annotation, molecular function: ATP binding; protein serine/threonine kinase activity. The record is from RefSeq and is a predicted model, not a curated record. Bases 231 to 2609 code for a protein of 792 amino acids. Gene Ontology annotation, biological process: mitotic DNA damage checkpoint signaling; protein phosphorylation. Lineage: Eukaryota; Metazoa; Arthropoda; Insecta; Thysanoptera; Thripidae.
CGAGUCGUGACGCGGACGCGGCCCGCACUUGGCGGGGUUUUUACGGACGGAGCAGAGGCCGGCGGGCGGGACUUUGACACGGCAACAAGAGAUCUUAAAACCGUCUGAAUCAUCAUGGUUUAGAAACCAGCUCACCAGCCGGGUGGCGUUAGACGACCUCUAGACUUUUAGGUCGAUGUGAGAUCUCUCACCAUAUCAGCUUAAAAAUCACUGGGGGCAGAAGUUAUACAAUGGAAGUUUUAACAUCAUACCCGCAUCACCAGCUUGGUGCUGACUUGGUACAACACAAUCUCUACGGGGUGGAGCCUGCCCAACCCUGCGCUAAUGAGGUCUCCAAGCAUCAAGCCCCUCAUCCCCUCGAAAAUUCCAAUAUUACUGCCAGAGAACAUGGUAGUGAAGAAGAAGUGCAUCGGAGCCAGGAGAAAGACAGUGAUGUCGGUGAGGUGUCUCAAUCAGGGGCUGCGAGCAAAAGUUCCAAAAAGAACAAAGAACGAGCUCAGAUUGAUUAUCUAUUGAGCAGUCUUCCUGCAGUCAGUAAGUUUUUCAAGGUACAUGGUAAAAUUGGAGAGGGGACCUUCAGCUCCGUUUUCUUGGCUAGUUUGAAAGAAGGUACAUUGAAACAUCAAUUUGCAAUAAAGCACUUGAUACCUACCACUCAUCCCACUCGGGCAGAGCGAGAAUUAAAAUGUUUGCAAGACAUAGGUGGUUGUGAUAAUGUGGUUGGAGUUCACUUUUGCAUGCGAUAUCAUGAUAGCAUUGCUUUCAUCAUGCCGUACUUACCACACAAAAGAUUUCAUGAAUAUGUUAUGUUGAUGGGAGUGGCUGAAACCAGAAAUUAUAUGAAGCAACUAUUGCUUGCUUUACGCCGAGUUCACUCCUUUAACAUAAUUCACAGAGAUGUUAAGCCAAGCAAUUUCCUCUAUGAUAGAGAAGCCAAGCAAUUUCUUUUGGUUGAUUUUGGUCUUUCUCAGCCUGUUGAAGAAACUUCAAAAAUGGUUUCUAUCCUCCCAGAAGAGUCACGCAAAAGGAAACGGGAAAAGGAACCUGUCGAGGAUACUAAAUUCGUGACCCAUUAUGAAAACUUUGAGAAUCCAGCCAAAAGACCGGCUCUGGCUUUGAGCAAUUCAACCAAUAUCAUCAAGACUCCAGAUAAUCCUCUUAAAAUGUCUAAUGAUGUGGAUCUUUCUAACAAGUCCAACCUCCAACAAAUGUCAAGUCGUGCUAAGAGGCUUCAAAAUAUCACCAACAAGAACUGUACAAAUACUCAGAGAACAUUUAAUGCUAUGCACUUCAAGUCACCAGUGAAGGAUGCCAUUGAAUCAUCUCAGAGCAGAAAAACUCCCCGCAAGAAUAAACAUCAUCCUAACACGGAAAAUAUUUCCCCUACCAAGUGUGAAAAUGAAAAUCAGAGAUUGGCUAGAUUUGGAGAGAACCCAACAUCAAGCAAUGAGAAGCAGGCAUUAGACUUGCGUAAAGUUAAAGUGGAAGCAGAAGAAAAGCCACCCAGCCUUGUACACAAGAUUGGUUCCAGGAGCUCACUCCAAAGAAAAAUUCUCUUUGAUGAUGUACCCGAUGAUAAUGUCAAGAAGUGUGAUUCAUUUCCUCCUCGAUUUCCUCUCAUGGCUCCUUCCAGGCAAGUGUUGAGUCAGACCUUGAAUUCCAACUCUAGGUCAGCUUUACUCAACAGCCCACUCCCCGCUGACCCUAUUACUCUUUCGCCUAAUGGUAGCAAAGAAUUCCGAACUUUGGCACCAGAAAAUACAAAGGAUGAUGUGGCUGGUUCAAGUAUUGUCAGAGUGCAGAAUUCUCAGGUCAAAUCACAACAAAUGAGUCCAGUAACGCCAAAUGAGACUCGCAUGCUUAAAGUUUUCAUGAAUGGGGAGAAAAACAAUGAAAAAGACCAUAAAAUUGUGUUUGCGAAGCCACAAGCCCCUAGUGCAAAUGGCUCUGUUCACCGUACAAACACACCAUCAUCACCCCACUGCAAUUGUGUGGGUAGGUCACAGGUGUGCACAAUAUGUCUUUCUAGAAAACCUCACAAUGCUCCAAGAGCUGGAACUCCAGGCUUCAGACCUCCAGAAGUACUUCUUCGUAGUCCUCUACAGUCCACAGCUGUUGACAUGUGGGCUGUGGGUGUCAUUCUAUUGUGUGUUUUAAGUGGCUGCUAUCCAUUCUUUCGUUCACCUGAUGAUCUCACUGCUCUCGCUGAGAUUAUGACAGUUUUUGGGACAGACAAAAUAAAGGAAACUGCAAAACGUUUGGGCCGAAUGGUUGUGUGCAGCCAACCCAGUCAGCCACUUGACCUGAAAAAACUUUGCAUUCGCAUGCGUCAGCGCAGGAAAGACAAAAGUACUGGGUCGUCUUCAUCUUCAAGCUCUGAGAAGUGCUCAAACUGCUGUCAACCCUUAGAAGAUCCAAGCAAUUGCCUGUGCUUGAAGGAACAGAUUGAUGCUCUGAAAACAGAUCCUUUGCAAGUGAAUAAUGUAGAAGAGGCAGAUGAUGUGUUCCCUGACUCCGCUUAUCAUCUUCUAGCACGCCUCUUGGAUCUUGAUGCUGAUACACGCAUUACUGCUGCUCAAGCUUUGGAACAUCCCUUUGUUGUUGGAUGAUGUUUCAGAAGUAAUACUAAGUGCAUGUUAAUGGGAAAGAAAAUUUAAAAAAAAAAACGAAAAACAUUGUUACGGGAAAAAAGUGCAUGUUGUGUAUUCCUCUGUGUGUGGGUGCAUGUUUGCACUGUAUUUUUUAUAAAAUGUAGACUAGAUACCCUGUCAUUUUAUGGUAAAUGACUUUAAUGAUUUUCCUCUUAGGUGAUCCGUUUUAAAAUUUGUGAUAUAUUAGAACCUGUGUUUUUAUUGAAGCGCAUUCCUAGCCUGAAUUGUAGUAAUGUCUAAAUUAACAUUAUUCUCUUUUAGAUAGUUCUUUUACCUUGUGGGUCACAGUUUUAGUUAAGAGGAUUUUAGGUUUGUGUUCCUUGUGCAGCUCUUAAAUGAUUUUAAAAUCUUAAUGUACAGCUUUUCCAAGCUAUUUCAAAUAAUUGAUGAUGUAAAAUGUUAUGGACUCAUGUUAAAAAUCAGAAAAAAAAAUGUGAUAAGUAUCAAUUGUUUUAUAUCAAUAAUUCUGUUUCCCUACAGAAGUUUUCAGCUGAAAAAAAAAAGAAGAAAAUUUGUUCAGCCUUAAUUGUAUGUUAGUAUUUUUAAUGAAGUAGAUUCCUAUCCAAGUGCCCUGUAGAACAGUGUUUGUUGUGAAAUAAACUUUUAAUAAAGAUUGAACAUCAAA